Molecule: messenger RNA, 2886 nt
Organism: Colletes gigas
Lineage: Eukaryota; Metazoa; Arthropoda; Insecta; Hymenoptera; Colletidae
Gene: cutlet
Product: chromosome transmission fidelity protein 18 homolog
Exons: 12
Coding region: 129-2816 (895 amino acids)
Molecular function (GO): ATP binding; ATP hydrolysis activity
Source: RefSeq, a predicted model, not a curated record
GAAAUAACUGCACGUUAUCCUGAAUGCGAAACGCAUACUUCGCACGAAAAGACAACGCAUAAUAGAACGUUGAUGUAAGAAGUCACGGAAUACUUUGUAAUUAGAAAUUGUUCGAAGCAGUUUUAAGUAUGGAUUCGGAGUUUCCUGAUCCGGAUGAAGAAUUUGAUUUAAUUCACGAAGACGAAUAUGAAGUUUUGAGAGAAAUAGAAGAACUUGAAAGGAAAAGAGCAGCUCAAUCUCAAGAAACUGGGACCGUACAUGAAAAGACUAAGCAAAAUAAUGAAUCGAAUACCUCAAAACCUAGCGUAUACAAGGAAUUAAAUACUCCUGUUCCUAAUGUAUAUAAAGAAUUAAAUAAUCCUACACCUGUUAUGCGUACAGAAUUAAAUACUUCUACAUCUAAUAAAUGCAAUGAAUUAAGUAUUCCCAGCACAAGUAAUGAAAUUAAAAAUAGUGACAAUUUUGAAGCAGAUAAUACAAAGAAACGGAGUUUCAAUGAGCUAUUUGGUGACAUUUCAGAUAUACUAGAUACAAAUGAUUUUGUCGAUGGUCAGGAGCCAAGCGAAAAGAGACCAAGAUGGGAUCAACCUGAACUUAUUAUUAAAGUGAUAUUAGACGCCAGAAAAAGAUUACGCGAACAGAAUAAAGGAGUUCCUGUAAAGACUAAACAUAUAGAAGAAAAGAGAGACUCCAUAUCCUUACGGGUUCCACAUUGGAAUUUUGUAGCCGUAACCAGACCGCACGAUGCACAGCGUAUAUAUAUCAGAGUGAAAAGUAACCGGGAGUACAAUCAGAAAAUAAAUACACAUUCAGUUUCUAAUCUACUGUCUGUAUCUUAUAGUCAACUGAAGGCUGAGGCUGAAGAAAUUAUGGUGCAGAAUGCUAAACGUGCCAGUUUUGAAAAUUCCGACUCCUCUGUCACGGAACUCUCUCUGAACGAUAAAGAUGAGUUGUGGGUCGACAAGUAUAGACCUAGAUCGUACCUGGAAUUGCUUUCCGACGAAAGCGUUAACAGGAAUUUAUUACAUUGGAUAAAACUUUGGGAUAAAGUGGUGUUCAAUCGGGAUUAUGUUCGAAACAGAAAGAAAAGAAUUUUCUCAACGUUUAGGAAUAAAAAAUUUACGGACGAACAACAUGUCGAAGAAGUCGACCAACAAGGUUUCCCAAUACAGAGAAUAGCGCUGCUUAGCGGACCGCCUGGAUUAGGGAAAACUACGUUAGCUCAUAUAGCGGCGAAGCAUGCUGGUUAUAAUGUUGUUGAAAUUAAUGCGAGCGACGAAAGGAGCCCGGACGCUUUCAGACAAAUACUUCUUGCGUCAACGCAAAUGAAAGCUGUAAUGGGAAAUGACCCGCGACCGAAUUGUUUGGUAUUAGAUGAAAUUGAUGGAGCGCCAGUAGCAUCGAUCGAGCUCUUGCUCAAAUUUGUACAGGGCAAACUAAUUGCUAAAGGUAAAAAAGCAAAGGCCAAUAAACAAUCAAAUAUUUGUCACCGCCCUGUAAUAUGCAUUUGCAACGAGCCAUAUACUCCAUCGCUAAGAUCUCUUAGACAAGCUGCUCUUAUUUUACAAGUACCAGAAAUAAAUCCUGCAACGUUAGCUGACAGAUUAAUGGAAAUAUCGCGAAAGGAAGAUAUUGAAGCAAAUUUUGACGCUCUUUUGAAAUUAGCUGAAAUAUCCGGUUGCGACAUUAGAUCAUGUUUGGGAGCGUUGCAAUAUAUGGGUAGUGCGAAAUUAGGGGAUAGUUUAUUGUUUGCGUUAAAAGACACCCGUAAAGGAUUAUUUGAUACGUGGAAAGUAAUAUUGACAGUACCUAUGAACAUACAUGGAAUACUUCCUAUUUCUGAAAGAGUUCGUAUUGUACUGAAAGCUGUACAAAAUGGGGAAUCGGAAAAAUUAGCACAAGGGAUAUUCCAUAAUUAUCCAGAAAUUUGUAACGAGAAAUUGAAUUACAUAGUCAUGUGCUUACAGUGGUUUCAAUUUUUUGAUGAGAUCGUAUCGUUUAUCGCUAAGUUUCAAACUUGGUCCGUCAUGCCUUACACAAAUUAUGCAUUUAUCACGUGGCACUUAUAUUUCGCCAAAGCAAGACACGUUAAAUUAUCUUAUCCCACUGUUCCAUACGAAAUGAGGCAGAAACAAGAAAGGAGCAGGGGAAUUUUAACAACUAUUCAUCGAAGUAGCGGUCGCGACAGUACAAUAUUGGCUGUCGAUAUUGCUCCUUUUUUACCAGAUUUACUGUCCCCGCGGCUGCGAACAGUUUCUGGACACUUGCAUUCUGCUAGUGAAAGAAACGAUAUCGUUCGAUUAGUGAAUGUUCUGAUCGAAUAUGGUCUCACGUUCAUCCAAGAAAGAAACCUCGACGGGAACUAUGAAUACAAACUAGAUCCUAACAUAUUCGAAGUUGGUAUUUUUCCUGACUGUAAUCAUCACCGGACGCUCGCGUACGCGGUGAAACAAAUAAUUAUUCAAGAAUUAGAAGCUGAACGCUUACGGCGCGCUGCGAAUGUAAUGAGAAACAUAACAAAUUCUACCCAAAAGAAGGAUAAUAGUACCGCGAAAAAAAAUAUGAAAAUUGAUACAAAGAAAAGUAACGAAAAUUCUAAUGAAAAUUCUAAACAAAGAAAAUCGGAAAUAAAAGAAAUUACGUAUAAGGAUUUCUUUGGAAGAGUGAUUACAGUAAAUCAAGAUAAACAAAACACGUUGGAUAAUCAAACCAAUAAUCCACGUAAUUCGUUAAAAAAACAUUGCGUGUGGUAUAAAUAUAAAGAAGGAUUCAGCAAUGCAGUCCGUCGGAAUGUAAUAAUGGCAGAACUUCUUUAAAUUGCAAACAUAUUUUUAUAACAAACUCGACAAUAAACUUAUUAAUUUUUAUUUUAAAAAACGUAGAAUG